ACACUGACUUGACUGGUGGGCUGGCAGACGGCGAUUCCACGUUGGACAAAAAUGGCUGGAACCCGAAUUGUUGUUGUGUCGGUCCUGCUGGCCGUCUGCGCCUUUUCCUGCGCCAGGGCCGAUUCCUGUGGGAAACCGGAGGUGACCACCACUACCUACACCACCCAGGAUGCCACUGUGCUGACCAACAUCGCCUAUAUUGCAGAAAUUUCUCUUAAAUGCUCAAACGCCAUCAAAGGUCUGCCCCUGUACGCCGAGGUCAAUGGAAAAAUCUUGACUGCGGCCAGGACCAGCGACGACAAUCGUUACCAGGUCAGCUGGACUGAGGAGGUUAAGAAGGCCCGCACCGGCAACUUCAACGUGAACCUGUUUGACGAGGAAGGCUACACCACGCUGCGCAAGGCCAUUCGCAACGGCGAGGACGUCAGUUCUGUCAAGCCCCUGGUCAGCGUGACGCUAAACCACCCUGGCGCUUACAAUGGCCCAUGGGUCAACUCUGAGUUCAUGGCCGCCGCCCUGGCCGUUGUUGUUUGGUAUUCUGCCUACACCUUCAGAAAUAAGUUGUUGUUUUAAGCAUGUAAGCAUUUUAAGGCAAGUGCGGUUGAUUGAAUACUUUUGUAUGAAACGAAAAAAACGCUGAAUAAAUGUUUUAUUGUUUUCGAAGA
Molecule: messenger RNA, 665 nt
Organism: Cloeon dipterum
Lineage: Eukaryota; Metazoa; Arthropoda; Insecta; Ephemeroptera; Baetidae
Gene: Tapdelta
Product: Translocon-associated protein delta
Exons: 2
Coding region: 52-573 (173 amino acids)
Cellular component (GO): endomembrane system; membrane; endoplasmic reticulum
Source: RefSeq, a predicted model, not a curated record